AAUAACCUACUCAAGUUGAUCAUCAACAUAUUAGAUAUCCGUUUCAGACUUAAUGUUAAUUUCAAGACAAAAUAAUUUACUGCUGACAAAGUUUUCCAGUGGGACAUGAAGGAGUCCAUAGUAAAUCCUAAAAAUGAGACCUGACCAACACAAACAGAAAAAGAAUACACAGUAUAAAAAGAAACAUGGGAUGACAGAGAAAAAUAAAGAUGGGAAAGAUAAAAAAGAUGGUAAACCAGAAGGCUCAAAACAGCCUUACAGGUCUGAUGCAUCUAAGGGGGAACAAACAAAGUCUACAAACAAGUUCAAUAAUAGAGGAAACUUAUCUGAUAGUAGCGAGAGUAGUGAUGACAAUGAUGGGACUGCUACCACAACAUCCAGUUUUCAGAGACGUAAAUUAGUCAGUAACUGGGACAGAUAUGAACUCCCUCCAGAUGAAGAAGCUACUAUGUUAUCAAGGGGAGAUAACUUCUCCAAACUACUACAAUCUGCUGGUAGUUCUACAUCACAGUUCAGAUUUAAAGAAGAAGAAGAAGACUGGGUUGAGUCUAACCAAUCAGAUACUCUGUCAUUAGAUUUACAAGAUCUCUCAUCAAGUUUGGGUUGUGUCCCUUUGUACAAAGUUCUCAGAUUGAACAAAGAUCUCUUUACUGCUGAACAGAUAGAAGAGUUUGACAGACGAUCAACAGAAAACCAGAGAAAAUAUACUGAAAAACUAGGAAAUAAAUUUUCAAAUUUAGUAUCAUGUUCGGCAGAUAAAAAGACUAUUGAAAACAGUAUUGUAAAAAAGACUGGAAGAAGAUCAAAUGAAUCAUUAACAUUAGAAUCUAAUGCUUUAGAUGAAUUAUUAGAUUAUGUGGUAUUGGACCCGUCAACAGAUGUAAACAAACAAUCAGUGCCAAAGAAUCCAGAAAGUGAAACAGUUUCAUCUCUAGAGAAUGAUUUAGAUGAUUUGCUUUCGUCAGGGGAGCAAGAGAAAAAUAAACCAAUAGUGAAACAAAAAACCAUAGAGUCUAACAAGAAAUCCACUGCAGAUACACAAGAAAAUGAUUUAGAAGAUUGGUUAGAUAGUGUACUAGAUAGCUAACGAAUCAGAUUUUUGGUUGAACAGUGUUGAUGAAAUGAAUCUCUUGUACUCCUAUGAUUCCUUAGUACUUCAUAAUGCUAAGAACAAAGUGUUGGACUC
This is a messenger RNA of Mytilus trossulus (common blue mussel), 1186 nucleotides long. RefSeq names its product cell death regulator Aven-like. The transcript is spliced from 7 exons. The record is from RefSeq and is a predicted model, not a curated record. NCBI's taxonomy places the organism in Eukaryota, Metazoa, Mollusca, Bivalvia, Mytilida, Mytilidae. The coding region runs from base 134 to 1087 and encodes 317 amino acids. Gene Ontology annotation, biological process: negative regulation of G2/M transition of mitotic cell cycle.